AACUGCGCAUGCGCUAAACCGAGCUCGGAAGCAAAGUCGGGCUGAUCCAAGGGUCCUCAUAAAAAUAUCGCAAAUAAAAGCCAUGUCUGGGUUUCUGGACGGGAUCCGGUGCGGAGACUGCGAGUGCAAUGUGGACUGGGGUGAAAGAAGAAACACCAUCGCCUCUAUAGCUGCUGGAGUUCUGUUCUUCACUGGUUGGUGGAUCAUCAUAGAUGCAGCAGUGAAGUAUCCGCUACAGGGAGAGUUUCCCCACGCUUAUCACACAUGUGGAGUCAUCGCUACAGUGGCUUUUCUCAUGAUAAACGCUGUGUCAAAUGGCCAAGUGAGAGGUGACAGCUACAGUGAAGGCUGCAUGGGACAGACAGGCGCUCGUGUGUGGCUCUUCAUUGGCUUCAUGAUGGCUUUUGGCUCACUCAUUGCUUCAAUGUGGAUCCUGUUCGGUGGUUUUGUAGUCCCUGAGAAGCCUGUUGUGUACCCUGGCAUAGCCAUUUUCUUCCAGAAUGCAUUCAUUUUCUUCGGGGGUUUGGUCUUCAAGUUUGGACGUACAGAGGAUCUGUGGCAAUAACCGCAUCCCAAGUGUGUCUGUCCAUUAUUAUACACUGCUUUCUAUGUCGUAUGAGAAUAUGCGCCAGGCUUCAGUGAUUAUCACUUCUUACAUAGCCUUUUUUUAGCGUUCAGAGUUGACAAAUAUAAUUUAUAUUUUUGUUGCUGUUUUAAAAGGUUAAGUCAUAAACAAGCACAAAUCAUAAGACUCCUUGACAGGUUGAAUAUUUUCAACUGUGACACAUUUUAAAAUGUGUACCUGCACUGUGCAGCCAGCCGCGUUGUUAAAAUUGUGUACAACUUUUGUGUAAUUGUUUUGGGAAUUCAAUAUUCUCAAACGGUCCAAAAUUCCUGUGUGUAAGCUUACUAUUCCAUCUGUCGGAAUACAUUUUGUUAUGAUAUGUAAUUGAGGGAAUUACCAUUCACAAACACAUUAAAAACCUUGUCAUGUAGGAUGUUUGUAUGGGUCAAACAUCAAGUGAGCCGGGAAAUUUGUCGUUUAUUGUUAAAAUAGACUUAGACAAAUUAAAUUCUUAUUUAAGUUAAUUUCUUACAAUGGGGUCACACUUCGGCUACCAUGGCAUCAUUAAAAAAAGUUUUGAGCAGAAAA
Nerophis lumbriciformis (worm pipefish) is the source of this 1153-nucleotide messenger RNA. It is a transcript of the gene tmem50a, whose product is annotated as transmembrane protein 50A. NCBI's taxonomy places the organism in Eukaryota, Metazoa, Chordata, Actinopteri, Syngnathiformes, Syngnathidae. The record is from RefSeq and is a predicted model, not a curated record.